This is a messenger RNA of Iphiclides podalirius (scarce swallowtail), 1398 nucleotides long. The record is from the annotation of a GenBank genome assembly. Lineage: Eukaryota; Metazoa; Arthropoda; Insecta; Lepidoptera; Papilionidae.
AUGACGGACAUAGUGGAGAAUGAAGAGGUUGAUAAAGACACUAUAGAUGAAAUUGGUAUAGAACAGCAAUUUUAUAAAAAAUAUGAAUUACUCACAGAAACGACAGUUUCGAAUAAGAAAGCCUAUAUAAAUAAAAUAACCGGAACGAAGUCUUUGAAAUAUUCGAUAACCCUCCCGGACAACAGCAUAGAGGUGUAUGAGCUGAGCAACAGCGCACUCACCCGCACCUGCCGCCUCACUGGCCACGAGAAGAAGGUGACGGAGGUGGUGUUCAAUCCGAACGAUGAUAAUAUGCUUUUCUCCUCUUCGGAGGACGGCAUCGUCAAGAUGUGGGACACCAGGGCAGGCGGGAGCUUCGUCCACGACUAUAAGGACGAGGAGGAGUUGAUGGUGCGGCCGUACGAGUGCAUGGACGUGUCGCACAACGGGCGCGUGCUGUGCGCCGGCAGCCAGCUGGUGGAGGAGGACGCCUUCCUGGUCUUCUGGGACCAGCGCGCCACCAAGCCGCUCGGCGGCUACUGGAACUCCCACACGGAGGACGUCACGCAGGUGAAGUUCCACAAGGAGAAGAUGGAGAUCCUGGCGACGGGGUCGAUCGACGGGCUGGUGAACGUGUUCGACAUCACCGAGCAGACGGAGGAGGACGCGCUCACCUACUCGCUGAACCUGGGCACCGCCCUGGACAGGAUCGCGUGGCUGGACCACGAGCUGGCCGCCUGCACCACGCAGGCCCACGAGCUGCAGCUGUGGAACCUCGCCACCGGCGACAGGCUCUCGGCCCACAACAGGGACGACGUCGCCAGGGGCAUCAAGCGGAGCCGCGCGGACGACUGCUACCUGGUGGACGCGUUCCUGUCCGCCGAGGGCGCGCCCGUGCUGCUCGCCGGAUCCUACGGGGGCUGCGAGGACACGCUGCGGUCCGUCCGCGUGGUGGGCCGCCGCCUCCACCCGCGCACCAACUUCGCUGGCAACCGGCAGAUCGUGCACACCUGCUGGUACGACAGGGAGAGGGACAUGCUGCUGACCGCCGGCGAGGCGGGCGUCAUCAGCGUGUGGCGCGGGCUGCGCUGCGACCGGGAGAUGGAGGUGGAGGUGGAGCCGGACUCCGUGGAGGAGGGGCCCUUCGCCGUGGACCGCGCGCAGCCCGCGCCCGCCCACAGCUCCCACGGCGAGCCGGACAAACGACCCGAUAGCCGCCCGAGCAGCCCACCGGCCAGUGAACCGGACGACCAGCCGGACGAGCCGCCGGACGGCCAGCCGGAAAAAGACGCCAGCGGCCGGCCGGACAGCCCGCCGAGCGAAGAGCAGCAGCACGUGGACGCCGUCGAGGGAGACGCCCCGCCCGGCAAGCUGUCCGCCGCCCAAGAGAAGCUGCACGCCAACAGGCACCAGCCCUAC